UUCAACUAUAUUCCAAUACUGGAUCUAGGAAUAUAAUCAACCUAUCAAUAUGUUAAAGGUGAAGUGAAUAUUCAUCGCAAUAUUCCAUCCAAUUUGCGGAGAGAAUAUUUCACCGGCCGGGCCCCUCAAAGCUGAAGAAUAUGCAGCGAUCUCCAAGCUUCCGAAGACUCCACGCUUGCUAUCUUUGUCAAAAUAUUCCACGCAACUGGUUUCUCAUGGCAUGCAUACCACGCAAUAUAAAUAGCACAUCACCCUUGCAGCUUGUACCUUCAAGGCGCACACAGUACUCCAAGUUCCUACACAUACGCACUCUCUCUCACACACACACUUCUUCCAACAAAAUACUGGAAAUGGCCAACGAUUCCUUGGUUACAGCUCGUGUCAUAGGAGAUAUCUUGGACCCCUUCUACAGCUCCGUCGAUCUGAUGGUCCUGUUCAAUGGUAUGCCUAUUGUCAGCGGCGUGGAAUUGCGCUCUCCGACGGUCUCUGAUAGGCCGAGGGUCGAGAUUGGAGGAGAUGAUUACCGAGUUGUAUAUACCCUGGUGAUGGUCGAUCCUGAUGCUCCAAACCCAAGCAAUCCAACCUUGAGGGAGUACCUGCACUGGAUGGUGACUGACAUCCCGGCAUCAACUGACGCGACUUACGGCCGUGAGGUGAUAUGCUACGAGCCCCCUGCCCCGGCGACGGGCAUCCACCGCAUGGUGCUGGUGCUGUUCCGGCAGCUCGGCCGGGAGACGGUGUAUGCGCCGUCGAUGCGCCACAACUUCAGCACCCGCGGCUUCGCCCGCCGGUAUAACCUCGGCGAGCCCGUCGCCGCCAUGUACUUCAACUGCCAGCGCCAGAGCGGCUCCGGCGGCCGGAGGUUCACCGGGCCCUACACCAGCCGCCGGCAUGCGGCUUGAUCUUGAUCGAUCGAGCUUACGUACUGCACUAGGUGGAUACAUGCAUGCAUGCAUUGGGUGACAAACAUCUACAGAUAUAUACACAUUUAUAGAAUAUAUAAACGAAUAAAGUUAAGUAGCAUGCAUGCUAUACACGUAUAGCUAGCUUCUAGUCGACCGCACGUGUUUGUCCUCGAGGUCAG
This is a messenger RNA of Phragmites australis (common reed), 1084 nucleotides long. RefSeq names its product protein FLOWERING LOCUS T-like. The transcript is spliced from 4 exons. The record is from RefSeq and is a predicted model, not a curated record. Lineage: Eukaryota; Viridiplantae; Streptophyta; Magnoliopsida; Poales; Poaceae. The coding region runs from base 141 to 902 and encodes 253 amino acids.